AUGACAGAUGCUUUGGAACAGAGCGUCCUUGCGUUGGAGGGAACAGUUUCAGUAUUGAAGGAUUCUGUGGAGUCUUUAAAAUGUGCAAAUGAGCCAAGCACGAACCUUGCAUCGACAAUGUUGCAAACCAAAAGGGUUUUCCGUUUAGUUCCCGAAUAUGAUGUUGAAAGAUCAAAAUUAGAUUUGAUUGAAGAGGUAGAACCGCUGGUUAGGACUCUGGGCGAUAAGUUACGUAAAUCUAUGGGUAGAAUGCAAAGGGAACUCGAUACUUUGCAGCAAACUUAUGAAUUAAACGAUUUAAGGCUAAAGAAGAACAUUAGUAUGGAUGACGAUGAUGCUCUGAAUAGUCCAGACAUGGGUCAAGAAUACGAAGGCAGAGACGCGGACGACGUGGUUAUGAUGGCAUCUUCUACUAAUGAGGAAUUGGAAGAAUUGAAGAAACUAAAGGAAAAGAAGAAGCAACUGGAGAAUAAGUUGGAAAUACUCAAACAGAAAUAG
Molecule: messenger RNA, 498 nt
Organism: Saccharomyces cerevisiae S288C
Lineage: Eukaryota; Fungi; Ascomycota; Saccharomycetes; Saccharomycetales; Saccharomycetaceae
Gene: SPC19
Product: Spc19p
Exons: 1
Coding region: 1-498 (165 amino acids)
Biological process (GO): attachment of spindle microtubules to kinetochore
Cellular component (GO): spindle microtubule; nucleus; DASH complex
Source: RefSeq, marked reviewed